Saccostrea cuccullata (small rock oyster) is the source of this 1602-nucleotide messenger RNA. Its product is annotated as PH-interacting protein-like. Gene Ontology annotation, molecular function: protein binding. Gene Ontology annotation, biological process: regulation of transcription by RNA polymerase II; regulation of cell shape; cytoskeleton organization. The coding region runs from base 1 to 1602 and encodes 533 amino acids. NCBI's taxonomy places the organism in Eukaryota, Metazoa, Mollusca, Bivalvia, Ostreida, Ostreidae. The transcript is spliced from 12 exons. Gene Ontology annotation, cellular component: nucleus. The record is from RefSeq and is a predicted model, not a curated record.
AUGGUGCCUAGAAAAGAAAAAAUCGUCAAAGAGAGGGAAGAAGAGUUUCGGCCUUCGGAUUGGUUGACGGACGUCAUUCCCAGGAAGUUUCAGUAUGUACCACAGAUGGGAGACGACGUCAUGUACUUCAAACAGGGUCACAAACUUUACCUCCUCGCGGUGAAGAAACACAAUGUUUACAAAUUUGAUAUACGCAAGAACCAGCCCUGGCACCUGAAUCAAAACCUCAGGGAACAAGAGCAUAUGAAGAUAGUAGGAAUCAAGUAUGAAGUCCGUCCACCUAGGCUCUGCUGUCUUAAGAUGGCUUAUGUCGACCCGGAAACCGGGAAACCAACGAAAAACUCAUUAACAUUUAAGUACCAUGAUAUGCCUGAUGUCAUCGAUUUCAUUGUUCUAAAACAGUCGUACGACACCGCUAUGAGGAGAAAGUGGAAAGCAGGUGAUAGAUUCCGUUCCAUAAUUGAUGAUGCCUGGUGGUUUGGAACCAUUGUCUGUCAGAGUCCAUAUGAAGCUAUUUAUCCAGAUAGCAUGUUCCAAUGCUUCAUUGUCAUAUGGGACACUGGAGAGACAGAUAAACUGAGUCCAUGGGACAUGGAGCCUGUCGAUCAUAAUCAUCUGCUGGCUCAUAAUGAGUCCAGUGUACCCGUACAGCCGGAGGAGUUAGAAUCCCUGGUGUACACCCCGAGGGUGGGGGAGUGGCCCUCGUGUGGGCGUGAUGCAGAGUGUGAUCGUAUUGCUCACGGGAUGGAGAGCAUCAUUCAGCAUUGUAUAACAGAACAGUUCCUUACACUGGUGGAUCUUAAUGUAUUCCCAAUCUACGGCAUCAUCAUAGAAUACCUCAUAGAUCUAAACACCAUCAAAUCACGACUAGAGAACCGAUUCUACAGGAGAGUGAGUGCUCUGCAGUUUGACAUUAGAUAUAUUGAACACAAUGCCAAGGCCUUCAAUGAGCCUGGAACUUCUAUUGUGAAAAGUGCCAGAAUUGUAACAGAGGCCCUGCUCAGGUUUACCAGUGAUACUGACUGUACCGAUCCAAUGCCAAUCUUAAAUCAGCUUUGUCACAGAGAAAAAGUGGGGGGCGUGUCAUCUGGUAGUGAAACUGAAGAUACCUCAAGCAACAACAGGCUCAUGCAUUCAGAUGAUGAUCAGCCGGGAACCAGCACAUGGAGGAAGUCAGCAUCACCAGUCAAUAAAACCCCUGACUCCUGGAAAUCCAAGUGCCUUAAUCUUCUGGAGUCAGUAUUCCAGUGUGAGGAUUCUAGUCCAUUCAGAUUCCCAGUAGAUCCAGAUGAAUUACCGGGAUACUUUGACAUCAUUGAGCAUCCCAUGGAUCUAUCCACCAUGAAGAAGAGACUAUUGAGAGACCAGUACUCCAACCCUAACAGUCUGUUUAAAGACUUCAGACUUAUAAUAUCGAACUCCAGGACAUUCAAUACCAAUAAAGACUCGAGGAUAUAUGCUAUGACCUUGAGAUUAUCGGCCCUGAUUGAGGAGAAAAUGAAGGACAUAAUCAGUGGGUGGAAUUCGGCUGUCAAACAGAAGAAGAGCUCACCUCGUCUCUCCCAGAGUAACUACAGCUCCAAGACAGAAAGGUCAGUGUAG